Molecule: messenger RNA, 732 nt
Organism: Mandrillus leucophaeus (drill)
Lineage: Eukaryota; Metazoa; Chordata; Mammalia; Primates; Cercopithecidae
Product: LRRN4 C-terminal-like protein
Exons: 2
Coding region: 1-441 (146 amino acids)
Molecular function (GO): protein binding
Source: RefSeq, a predicted model, not a curated record
AUGAGUGUCUUCAAGGGCCGCGCAGUGGUCCACUGGUGUGCCCCCUUCUCCCCGGUCCUCCACUACUGGCUGCUGCUUUGGGACGGCAGCGAGGCUGCGCAGAAGGGGCCCUCGCUGAACGCUACGGUCCGCAGAGCCGAACUGAAGGGGCUGAAGCCAGGGGGCGUUUAUGUCGUUUGCGUGGUGGCCGCUAACGAGGCUGGGGCAAGCCGCGUGCCUGAGGCUGGAAGAGAGGGCCUCGAGGGGGCCGACAUCCCUGCCUUCGGGCCUUGCAGCCGCUUUGCAGUGCCGCCCAACCCCCGCACUCUGGUCCACGCCGCCGUCGGGGUGGGCACGGCCCUGGCCCUGCUGAGCUGUGCCGCCCUGGUGUGGCACUUCUGCCUACGCGAUCGCUGGGGCUGCCCGCGCCGAGCCGUCGCCCGAGCAGCAGGGGCGCUCUGAAAGGGGCCUGGGGGCAUCUCGGGCACAGCCAGCCCCACCUGCGGCGCUCAGCCCGGCUCCUGGAAAGAGGGGAACCCGCUGCCUCCAGGGAGGGCUGGACGGUGAGCUGGGAGCCAGCCCCAGGCUCUAGAGCCACAGCAGAGUCAUGGUUCUCUGGGCUGAGCGCUUGUUUAGGUCCGGGACUUGGCGCUUUGUUUCCUGGCUGAGGUCUGGGAAAGAAUAGAAAGGGGCCCCCAAUUUUUUUUUUUUAACGGUCAGAUAGUAAAUAAUGUAACCUUUGCGGUUUAAGAG